AUGUGGCUGCCUGCAGGUGUACCUGUGCAUGCAGCAGCAGCAGCAGCAGCAGCAGCAGCGGGUCUUGCUUCCAGUGCCCCUUCUCCCUGUGGUCACGUUGAGGUGUCUGUACACUUCGCACUUUGCUGCCAGCAGCAAAAAGCUCCUGGAGAGCCUCCGUGGCACUUUGUGGCUUCUCAGCGGCAGCAGCAGCUGCUGCUGUCGCUGGGGGCGGAAGCUGCUUCGUUUUUAGGAGCAGCAGCAGCUGCUGCAGCUGCCGGUGCACCCCAAAGCACCGCAGCAGAUGCAGGCAGCGAAGUGCAUCCAGCAGCAGCAGCAGCAGCAGCAGCAGCGGGGGUUGUGCUGCAGGCCGUGACUGUGCGGUCGCUGCAGACGCAGAAGUUGCUGCUGCAGGCCAACGGCCCAGUGGCGGUCGAGGCUGCGGUGAGCAGCGCAGCAGCAGCAGCAGCAGCAGCAGCAGCAGCAGAUGGCAGCAAGUUGCUGCCAGCUGAGGCAGAGCUGGGCGUGGCAGUGCUGAGGGGCGCCGGCGCUGUUCUGUCAUGGGCCAGUGAGGAGCAGCAGAGACGCAGUGUACGUACACCUCACGGCUAG
Messenger RNA from Eimeria tenella, 591 nucleotides. RefSeq lists its product as uncharacterized. The record is from RefSeq and is a predicted model, not a curated record. The transcript has 2 exons. NCBI's taxonomy places the organism in Eukaryota, Apicomplexa, Conoidasida, Eucoccidiorida, Eimeriidae. The coding region runs from base 1 to 591 and encodes 196 amino acids.